GUGCUGCUCCUGGUCAUUCAGCCACUUAGUCCCAGCAUUGUGGACAUAGCUACCAGAAGUCUGUUCUGAAGGGUCAUCUCACUGACACUGUCUCUGUGUUCUGCAGAAGCCUUUGUAAGUCAUUUUUAGGGGAAAAUGUUGGAGCCAGGUGGAGAGUCUGACCACCCAGCCUGAACCUUGUGAGGUCCAGAAAGGACUAUGCUGCUGUUUCCGUGGCUCCUUGUCCUUCUCCUGUGUGUGGUGAGAGAUUGCUGCUCAGAAGUAAAAGCCUGUGAGGAUGCCCAGAAGACAUGUUCUGUGGUUGUCUGCGGGAUCCCUGUCACCAAUGGCACCCCAGGCAGAGAUGGACGAGAUGGACCCAAAGGGGAGAAAGGAGACCCAGGUCAAGGGCUCAGAGGCUUGCAGGGGCCUCCAGGAAAGUUAGGGCCUCCAGGGAAAACAGGCGGUUCUGGUCCUUCAGGAUCCAAAGGCCAAAAAGGAGAACGUGGAGACAGUUCUGUUGCUGAGAGUAAGCUGGCUAACUUAGAGAGGGAAAUAAGAACCCUGAAAUCGGAACUGAAUUCCAUCAGAAAACUGCAAGGCUUCUCUUUGGGCAAAAAGUCUGGGAAGAAGUUCUACGUGACCAAUGGUGAAAAGAUGAGCUUUGCCAAGGUGAAGGGUCUGUGUGCAGAGCUUGGGGGCACUGUGGCCACUCCCAGGAAUGCUGAAGAGAACAAAGCUGUCCAAGAGGUGGCUAAGGACAACGUCUUCCUGGGCAUCACGGAUGAGGUGACUGAAGGCCAAUUCAUGUACGUGACAGGAGGGAGGCUGGCCUACAGCAACUGGAAGAAAGAUGAGCCUAAUGACUAUGGCACAGGGGAGGACUGUGUCAUUCUGAAGACUGAUGGGACGUGGAAUGACAUCACCUGCACAGCUGCCUUCUUGGCUGUCUGUGAGUUCUCAGCCUGAAGCAGCUCCUUCCUCAGUCGUUGGUCCUUGGUCCUUAGUCUCUUUCCUGGCUUUUUGCUGAGCUCUUUGCUCCUUUGAAAGAGAAUCUAGUGAUAGCUUUCCAUUGCCUAAUGUUAAGCAUUUCCUUUAUGGGGUGGAGGGAAGGGUACUAUUUAGCCUCUGGAUGAAGAAGUAAAGAGAAACUAAUAAUAGGGUGAGGAAUUUGGUCAGCCCAAGGUGGGCUACACUGCUGUGCUAGCUAUGCAGCCCCAACCCAUGGAAAAGCAUUCUGUAGUUAAUAAGUGCUUGAUGAAGAUUUGUUGACUGGAUAUAUUUUAAAAAUUACAAAUGAAUGAACUGAUUGGCUAAUGAGAAGUGACUAUGGACAGCACUUUCUCCAGCCAGGUGGUCUCCUGUUGCAAGACUCUUCAGGAAGGAGUGGGGCAGCAGGGUGGAGGUGGCAGGAAUUUGGCCCUGCAUCUCUAGCACACCAAGACUGUCACAUGAUUGAGUUUUCAGUCCCACAAAGCUCUUGUUGAGGUGCUAUACUUGGGGGCUGGGAGAAAGUACUUUUGUGAUGAAUGAGGCUCUUCUUCUAAUUCAGACCCACACUGCUUGCCAAAGGCAUGGGAAACUGCUUAAAAUUUAGAAGCAUCCAUGAAACCCUAGAUUAAGGCAAAUAGGAGAAGGAUGGGCUAGAAGCUUUACACAAAGGAGGAAGCUGAUCUAGACCAAAGGUGACCAAAGAUGACCCAGAAUAACAGAGUUACUAUGACCAAGCACAAGACUUUCUUUCACCUGAAUUUCCUCAUAGUCAAGAAAAAGAUGAGGAAAUUGACAGGUUGCUCUCACAUACGUCUUAUGGAAGGGGGAAUGUAUUCUGGGAUGAAUCCCUCCCUUUGCACACUGUGACAAAGGACAUUGUCUGCAGCUGUAAAAAUGCAGAAGACUGAGUUUCUCUCCCAGCAUUAGGGAAAGGGAGACACAGAUGUCAGGGCAAGCACAGGUCUUUCAUCCCUUUACCUCCCCCCCAACCCCAGGUGGCUUUGGUUUGCUCCUUCUCCAACCUCCACACCAUCCCAUUCCUUUAUCACUAGCCUUAUGCCCUCUCAUGCCCUUCUCCAUAUUGCCCAGGCACUGCCCUUUCUCCCCCACUCAUGACCUCACCCUUUAUCACUGGCCUUAUGCCCUCUCAUGCCCUUCUCCAUAUUGCCCAGGCACUGCCCUUUCUCCCCCACUCAUGACCUCACCCCAUGUUCUGCCCCUUGGAGAUGAUUUUCUCAUUCCUUCUCCUUGCCUACGCAGGGUAGAAGGCUCCUCCAUAAGCUGGAUCCUGGGCAGGGCUUGUUCUUACACCUGACGAUCCUACCAGAACUGCUGCCACACACAGGUGCUAUUCUGACUUCAAGCUAGGAUUGAGACAAACUGCCUUCCUAGCUUCAUUUCCCAAUUCUGCCAGUUUUCCUGGGAAAAACUGAGCUAAUGAAAAUACAAGAUUCUUUUUGUGCCUAUGUACAGAGAGAGAAGCCAAAGUCAUGGCUCCAAGCACCCUGUGAGAGAAGCUAGUAUUCAGAAGUCUGCAUCCUGGGCUCCAACCCUGUGACCAUGCCUUUGGAGCAGAAACCAGGGUUCCUGAACCACCUUAGCAUUGAAGGAGUGAGGGCCUGGGGUCUGGGAGCGUCAGAGUCUGGAAGCAGAAAGAGGUUGGCUCCUCCCUACACACCAAGUGCUUUCCUUGCUUUCUUUGUUUGUACCUUAGUUUCUGAGGCUUCUUUUUAAAAGCUGCACAAGUCAGUGGCCGACUGUGGACUACCCAGGGGCAGAGCUGGGAGAUCUGAGGACUGUUCUCAAUUUCUGUUGCCCAUCAGUUGUUUGCAAGCUAAUUGUGGGUUAAGUAUGUAUCAGUUGUUUGUGAAUCUUAUAGGAAGCCAGGCAGGGAAUGUCAGAAAGGCAAGUUGCUGAGCUGGGGACUUUGACUUAAGUUAGUCUGCAAGUCAGCUUUGUGGAGGUACAGACAUAGCCAAGGUGACUGUUACUUACUUCAUGUCACACAGCAAAAACAGCUACCAAAGCUUUUGACAUUCAAGGCCCUGGUGUUGGCAUAGGUUCUAGGCCCUAGAAUCCUGAGGUUUUGUUCCUAAGGAAUGUCUUUCUUUAGAGUCUCACAAGUCUUCUGCUGAUAAUGUGCUAUGGCCAAGCCAGAGCUGGACAGAGUAUCAACUGGAGGCCCAGUAUUACAUCUGUGAAACCUCCAUCCCUCCCUGUGAUCAGCCAGCAUCAGCAAUCAGACCCUGGUUGCAUGUGUCAUAGUACAGCCUGUGACCCAGAAGGUUGUUUGCUUAUUGUGUAAAUUAAAUAGUCUGUGCUUUGGAAACUUCCAGGAAUGAGGAAUCUCCACCUCCCACUAACCAGAAAAGGCUCAGAUGUCAUGAGGGGCCUGGGUUGGAGAUGUUGGGCAGCGGGCUUUGUAAAGUGGUGGCAGAUUGCUGGGAAGGUGGGAGGUGCUUAGGGUGCUAGAGUCUGUUUGGGAAGGAGCACUCCCAACACAGAUGGCAGCCUGUGUGGGAGGAGGCUGUGGCCCUAGGUUGGAACCACUCUUGUUCAGGCAAACACAAGUGUUAGGCUUCAAAGAAAUGUGCAGGUAGCCACUGCUUAACCAUACAGAUGCCUUGGACUGGGCUUCCACUCCAGACCAAAGCCAGCCUGACUUAUUCCAGCUCUUCAGAAUAGUGAGUGGAAGAACUUACUAGAACACUUGAUAAAUUCAUAUGACACUGGCCCCAAUUUGGACCCAAUGAAUUAAAACAUAAGAGCUCUCUCAUCUAAAUAAGGCCCUUGUAGGACCUGGUUGUUUGACCAGUUUUGGAAACUGCUCCUAAGAAAUACUGCCAUCAUGGUAGCUUUCUGCAUACAUGUCAGCAUCACAGAGGUGUCCCAGCACUGGAAAUCAGGGCUUCUUUAUUAUGUGGAGGCCCUGUCUGAGGUAAGGAGGUCCUGUUUUAUAGUAUCAUGUCUGGCUAAGUAAUUCUUCUCCAUCAACCAAUCUCCCUCUCUAAAACCUGCUAUCUAUCCAAAUCUCCCCAGCGUAUCCCCAGGGUCUUGCUACCCCUGGGACUUCAGGAAGUGGAUCAAGGGCUGAAAGAGGUCCUGGGGAAUGUCAGAAUCUGAGAUCCCAAGGGGGCCAUGUGUGUCAACAGGCCUGGACUGUUUUCAUCUGCACAUGUAUGGAUGUGUGUCUGUAUGAAAACUGACAGACAUAUGCCUGAAAUUCUCACAUCUUUCUGCACACCUGCUUCUCCAUCUGUGCCCAGAUCUCUCCCCUCUCUGAAAAGCAUCAGUUCUGAGUGGCUCCAGAGAUAGGGGAGGAGGCUGGGUGCUUCGCCAUGCGUGAAAGGUCCACAGGGGCCCUGAGCAGUGGGACACUGGAGCGCCACAAGUUUUUGGGCAUGAGCAUGAUUUUCCACUGUGCAGGUCUUUGAUCAUAUGGCAUCCCUGCCCUCUACCCCAGUCCUUGAUUGGUCACAGUGGCCCCCACCCAAAGUCUUCACCACAACACAUGUCUCCUAUUCUUUUUAGCUAUGAUAGCUUUUGGAUAUCUUGGCUGUUUACUUAUGUUACUGCAGCAAAGUCACUAAGAGAAAUGCCUCCAGCCUAGACUCCCUGGAUUUAAAUCCAGUCUCCACUACAUUGCAACUGUGUAGCCCUAGGUAAGGGUUGUAUACUUUCUGUGGUAUGAGUAAGAUAAUAUCAGUAUUCACCUCAGAGGAUUAGAUAAACUGAUACAAGUGAAACAAUCAUGACCUCCAAUAAUGCCACCAAAGCAUGAGCCCUGUUGCUGCAAUUAUGAUAGGACUAUGGUAUUCAUCUCUGCACCCCAGUACCUGCCAAUGCAGGAAACCACAGACACAAGCAAUCAAUAACUGUUCAGCAAAUGAAUGCAUCCAGUGAACAAAUCUGAGUUGUCUCCCUAAGUGUAGGACCUAACUCCUUCCUCUGAAGUUUAACACCGUUCUAAGAUGGAUCUACAAGAGAAGCAGCAAAAUUCAUGUUCUGAGGAAAGUGGCUGCACCAGCUAGUCUGCAGGGGUCUCCUGGCCUCCUGCUGUGCUGUGGCCUCGUGCUGCCCUUUGUUGGUUAUCUCUGAGGCAAGGCCAGCAAACCCAGACAGCCUUUACCUGCUGCUUGAGACGCUCCUGCUCCUUCUCUUCACCUUUGCCUGGUUAUUAUACUUAUUUCAACCAGUUGUGCCUCCAGUUUUCAGAGUCAUAUACACAGGCAAGGUCCCUCUAGGUACCUACAGGUAUCUAGCAUGCUGGACCCCAAUAGUCCUCGCUGUACAGAAGACCAAGGCUCUAAUAGUACUCAGUGUUCCCCAUCUGUUUCCUUUCCGAACUAAAAGAUGAACUCUUCAGGGCACGACUGGUAUACCCCCUCCAGCUUGCUCCCAGAUUCACUCACAGAUUCCUGUCCAGGUUGACUUCUGAAUCACCUUAAACUAAGGGUCUCCUCACUGCUCUGGGGCUGGACUGGGGGGCUUCCCCUGGGGUCCUGUGUGUAUCUUUGAAGUAUAUAGUUUUCUUUACUCAGCACUUCUGGACUUUUCCCUGAAUCAGAUUCUUUCUGAGCUCAAAACGUUUAUUUGUGCUUUUGUGAUGACCACACAACCUUGCAAUAAUGCAGACGGCCUCAGGCUAUAGAUCUGUAACUGAGGACACUUUAGGGGUGCUGUCAGUCUCCUGGGACCACCAGCACAGAAUACAGUACACAGAGGGCGGAUAUUACCAAAGGUCUCUAGAAGAUAUAACAUUGUUCUACCUGCUGUAACUCUGGAACAAAGUCCUUGCUUCUUGUCCCAAGAGUCUAGUGGUGGAAGCAUCAGGAUUCUUGCAGAGGCCUUAGGAAGGACUCAUUGAUGUGACUCUAGGGCUUUCCUCUUAUGCUGUCCCUGUGGUCCUGCAAGUCAGUGCCCUCUUAAACACUGCACUUAAGGAUGGUGAAUACUUUCUUUCCUCAUGUUGAUGGCAGAUGCAGGUAACUGAUGUGGGGGAAAGAAACUCCCAAUCUGCUAGAUGUCUUGUAUGAAUUCAUUUCUCCAAAAUUAGACAAUGAAUUCUAGGUAAAUGGAGGUUAAAAGCAGAAUAUACUUAUAGGGAAAAGAAAGCUUCUGUCAGAAAGAGACAGAAGGAAUCCCAAGUGGGUUGCAAAGGAAUUACAUUUUUUAGGGAUUUUUAUAGGGGAGGUGUCUGCUUCCCCCAUGGUUGCAAUGUAUUUCCUCUUCUGCACUUUGUCCUUCGAGGCCCUGGCUUUGUCUGACUGUCUAUAGUAUUUCUACUUAACUUAACACUGUCCCUUUCUUUUCCCAUGUUGAUGGCAGACAAAGGUCACCAGCUACUCCAUUGACUGCCUGGUUAAGACCCUGCAAGCUAUUAAACUCCAAAGACAUUACCAGGGGAUAUGAGAUGAUGGAUGGGAAAGCACUCAGGUAGUUCUGUUCAGUGUUCCUGAAAUAUCCAACUUUCUGUUUCUGUAAGAACCUGUGGCCAUAACAACUACAAAGUUAGUACCAGUUGCCAGUGAGACCUCAUUCUCAGUGAGAACAUCCUUGGGUGGGGGGAUUCCUUGGCUGAGCUGUGCUGACUCUUCCCUUGCAUCUGGAAGUAGAUCCUGGGCCAUCUUUCCUAUUCUGGAGGACUCUGGUCUCAAACACUCCCAGAGAAGGAGUCAGGAGAAAUGAUGUGUGUGCAGCUAAGUUAGAUAAAAGUGUUAUAGGCAGUUGUAGAGCCAGUGCACAAGACAAGAUACCUUAUAACUAUGGAAGGGGCAGGCAUAUCAGUCAUGGGCCAGACCCGAACAAUGAAAUGCACCCACAUACUUCCCUCAAGUAUGAACAACAACAAUUGAUGUUCUAAACAGGUAUCAUGGAUCACUUUGAGGAAAUUGGAAAGAGUUACUAACCCAACGCCCUCCAGGAAAUGUCUCCUUCUGUUUCACACCCACUAGCUUUGUGACUUGCUUCCCCAUUUGAUCCCAAUUUAAUCAAUUUUACCCUAGCAAUUACUAAUCAUAGUUUUGUCUCGUCUCAUGCCCACCUUGUGAUUUCCCAUUUUUCCCCACCUUGGGCCUGCUUCACAUUGUGAAUUUCUCUAUAAAAACCCCUACAAAAGGCAGGGUCUUCUCACACAGACACUUUCCCCCAAUAAAUAUAUUCUACUCUGAACCUCCAUUGUUCCUAAAAUUCACUCUUAGAUUUUAGAGAACACAAACUUGUGCCAGAUAUCUAUCAGGGUAGCAGUUUCUUUCCCCUGUACAAUCAUUAUUUUCAAUGUUGAGGAUCAAAUCUCUGGCCACAUCCAUUGUUAUGGCUUGUAUCUAGAUGUCCCUUCAGAGCUUCAUAUGGUCAUGGGAGGUGGGUUUGUUGGGGUGGCUUAAUCUAGAGUUUGUGAUUGAUUUGUGAUCUAGUGCUGAGAUUAAGGAUGUAAGUGCUACACCUUCCCUAGGGCAGAUAGCCUACAUACUGAAGGGAGGAAAGAGACUCGUUCUCCCUCCUCUCUUGUUAUCUUCUUCCAACCUAAACAGUUGCCCCUGUGCCAUGUUACCCUGUAUUGGAGCCAAUUGAUUAUGGACUGAAACCUCAGCAAACAGUUAGCUAAAUAAACGUUUCCUCCUUA
This is a messenger RNA of Cavia porcellus (domestic guinea pig), 7594 nucleotides long. Its product is annotated as mannose-binding protein A-like. The record is from RefSeq and is a predicted model, not a curated record. Gene Ontology annotation, cellular component: multivesicular body. The transcript is spliced from 5 exons. Bases 199 to 948 code for a protein of 249 amino acids. NCBI's taxonomy places the organism in Eukaryota, Metazoa, Chordata, Mammalia, Rodentia, Caviidae.